GCUUACACCGAUCUAAUCUAAACUGAAAAUUGUCAUUGUUAGUUAUAAAAAAAAAAAAAAAAAGUAAUUUUAUAAUUCAGUGAUUAUUCUUGUAAACCAUCUCAAAUAUUCAAGAUAAUUUGUGUUAAAUUAAAUUUUUUGCUCAAUAAUUGAUCUUUUUUUUUUGUUAUGCGAUCAAAAACUAAAGAAAGAAUGAAGUAAACAAUGCAUUGUUUACUAUUGAUCAUGAAUACAAAUUUGUAAACAAAAUAAUGGCUGUGAAUACUCGUGUUAAAGGACAUAAGCCAUUAGUUCCACUUUUUACUAAGGCAUCUGAAUGUAUUUACACAAGUUGUUAUUGUGAAGAAAAUAUUUGGAAAUUAUGUGAGGAAGUGGCAACAAAACAUGGAUCUGAACUUCAAUAUUGUCAUGUGGCUUUUAUAAGUAAUGCGAAUCGUACGAUACCAUUGUGGUAUCAACGAUCCGGUACAGGUGAAAAUAAUUUAAUUGUUUGGGAUUAUCAUGUGAUUUUAAUAUACGCUCCAGACGAUAGAGCAGUUGUUUAUGAUUUAGAAAGUAUUCUUCCGUUUCCAACUCAUCUUUGGAAAUAUAUUACGGAAACAUUUAGAAAUGAUGAAGCACUUCCACCUGAAUGUCACAGAAGAUUUAGACUCGUUCCUGCUAGUACAUAUUUGCAAUAUUUUGCAUCAAAUAGACAUCAUAUGAAACGUAAAGAUGGAACGUGGAUUAAACCACCACCAGAACAUUCUCCUAUUUCAACUCCUGCUUGCGAGGAUAAUUUAGAUACGUUUAUUAAUAUGGACGAAGAAACAGGAUAUGGAGUAAUAUUGAGUCUGAAACAAUUAAUAAAUCGAUUUUGCGGCAAAAACACCAAUGUCAAUACACCUCAACAACCUUAAGUCAAAAGGAAUUCAGAAUUUUUUCGGGAAUGCUCCUCUGGCCUAAAUGAUGAAUUUUGCCCAAAAUUGUGAAGCAAAAAAAAAAAAAAAAAAAAAAUGAAAAAUUGUUUUUUGUAAGUAUACGCUUUUUGCGACGCUUAAGUCUUGCAAAUGAAAAACACAUAAAGGUCCGAUUUCCAACGACAUCAAAAUUUCAACGAAUAUUUCUUAAGUUUCUAUAAAUAAUAUUGUAAAUUUUAGAAUUUCAAAAAUUCGUAAAUUCAAAAAAUAGAUUUUGACAAAAAAACAAAGUGUCAAUUUUUUUUUCUUUUUUUGUCAAAUCAUGCACUGACAAAAUACGAUCAAAAAAACUCAAAACUUUUACAAAUUUUUCAUAUGUCUCUAAAGGCUGACGAAAUUUUUUUUUUUAAAUUAUCAAUUUUUUCUCUAUAAGAAUAAAAGUACAAAUUUAUUUUCAUUAUUAGAAUUUCUUUUAUAUUGUCGCAUAUAUAGAAUAUUAUUUGAAAAAAAGGAGAGGAUCUUUCCUUUUUUUUUUUUUUUGGAAAGGAUUGCUUGAAAAAAAAAUCGCCUUUUUGUGCUUAUUCUAACUCGCGGCUUUAAUCGAUCUUUAAAAAAAUUUAUAAAGCCCCCUCCUUUUUAGAGCCACUUUACAAAAGAUCUUUACCAAAUGUGGCCACACAUUUUUCAAAGGCCAGCCUUUUAUACGUGUUCUUAUUCAUAUAUAAAAUUUUGAUAAAAAAAAAAUCACGACGCUUUCUGUCUUGCAGCUUUAAUCUUUAUCAGCUAUAUUACAGCCAUGUCGUUAAAGACUGAUGUAUUCAAAUGAAUGAAUUCUACUUGUAUUUAAAAUUAAAAAUAAUUUAUUUACCUUCUUU
Messenger RNA from Leptopilina boulardi, 1774 nucleotides. RefSeq names its product protein N-terminal glutamine amidohydrolase. The record is from RefSeq and is a predicted model, not a curated record. Gene Ontology annotation, molecular function: protein-N-terminal glutamine amidohydrolase activity; protein-N-terminal asparagine amidohydrolase activity. The transcript is spliced from 4 exons. Lineage: Eukaryota; Metazoa; Arthropoda; Insecta; Hymenoptera; Figitidae. The coding region runs from base 252 to 899 and encodes 215 amino acids. Gene Ontology annotation, cellular component: cytosol; nucleus.